CCAAACAGACUCUGCACGCCCCUGCGCUCCGAUUUGAUGCUCUCUGAGAUUCUGAAAAUACACGAGGGAGAAAGACUAGUCCCAAGGCAUUAAUACAAUAUUUAAUAAACUACAUGUCCACUCUAAGCGUCCGUCUUGCUGUACCUAUUGACCAUCGAUAGUUGUGUGCUCAAGUUUACCGAGAUCCAAAGUUGUCAGGCAGCGUUCAUUGAACGCAUGCGCAUUGCAUCCACUAUCCAGCUCAAAAUAAGAGUUAAAACAGAAACGAGUGCAGGAGGAGGAGAGCAGGGAGAGAUGACUGACACCCCGCCCAGCGAUGGCCCUUCCCAGGGGGCAGAGUUUGACAUGAUGGGCGCUCUGGACUGGCAGGACGGCAUCGCCACACUGCCCGGCAGCGACAUCAAGUUCCGUAUGACAGAGUUUGGAACUUUGGAGAUCGUGACAGAGCCAGAGGUCAAAGACGCAGGGCCAACCCCCCAGAACCCCGCCCAGUUGAAAAGCCCCACCCCUCCACCAGAGGCCCAAUCAGAGAGCAGCGCAGCCUCUUCUGCAGUCAAGGAAGUCCAGCCACUUGCACCUAAGGCUCAAGGCCCUGUGCGUCUGUCUUUAGAGGAGGGUACCACUGUGGAGGAGCCCAGUGUGGAGGCGGGCCCCAGCGUCGAGGCGGGCCCCAGGGCGGAGGCGGCGGGCCCCAUGGCGGAGGCGGGCCCCAGGGCGGAGGCGGCGGGCCCCAGUGUCGAGGCGGGCCCCAGGGCGGAGGCGGGCCCCAGGGCGGAGGCGGCGGGCCCCAGUGUCGAGGCGGGCCCCAGGGCGGCG
Messenger RNA from Salmo salar (Atlantic salmon), 816 nucleotides. The record is from RefSeq and is a predicted model, not a curated record. Lineage: Eukaryota; Metazoa; Chordata; Actinopteri; Salmoniformes; Salmonidae.